AUGACCAAAGUUGGUAAAACAAUUCUUACAAACAGAAUUGAUGAUAUAUUAAUAUCAGAAGGACAUGAACUUCUUAGGCAAAUAAAUGCUAAAGAGAAAAGAGAUAGGUUAUGUUGGUCUUGGAUUAUGUAUUGUUCUAGAUAUGGAAAUAGUUGUCAAUUAAUUGAAGUACAUAGAAUUUAUACUCCUUUAAAUAUAAUAAUUAAUUCAACUCCAAAAGUUGAAAGGUUAAAUUUAUAA
Molecule: messenger RNA, 240 nt
Organism: Funneliformis geosporum
Lineage: Eukaryota; Fungi; Glomeromycota; Glomeromycetes; Glomerales; Glomeraceae
Source: the annotation of a GenBank genome assembly